Zingiber officinale is the source of this 761-nucleotide messenger RNA. RefSeq names its product F-box/kelch-repeat protein At1g16250-like. The coding region runs from base 138 to 488 and encodes 116 amino acids. The record is from RefSeq and is a predicted model, not a curated record. The transcript has 2 exons. Lineage: Eukaryota; Viridiplantae; Streptophyta; Magnoliopsida; Zingiberales; Zingiberaceae.
GUUCAGGCGCACUGGCUUACGGAAGAAGUGGCUGAAGGCGCACUUCUUCCGUUACCAUAAGGGAAGAAACCUCGGUUCCGCCCCUCCCCUUCGCUCUGCUGCUCGCUGCGAGGAAUCAAAGCCUGAAAAAAACAAAAAUGGAGUCCGCGGGCGUCGAUGAGAUGUCUGAAUCUAUUAUUCCUGGCCUGCCAAAUGAUUUGGCUUUGAGAUGUCUGGCAAUUAUCUCGCAUGGAUAUCAUGGUUGGCUAGAGUGUGUUUUGAAAAGAUGGAAACGUGCAAUCAGGAGCAAGUAUUAUGCAGAUUUAAAGGCGGAGGGAGGGUGGAGUGGAGAUUGGUUGUUUGUUCUUGGAUCCAAUAAUUCGGCUAUGUGGCUUGCUUAUAAUCCUGAUGCAGGUCGUUGGCGUCCGCUGCCGCAAAUGCCAGGGCCCACUUCUGAUGAAGAAUUCUGUACGUUUUCAUGUGCAAAUUAUGUAACAAGUUCUUGGUGAUUGGUGGCUGCUACAUCCCACGUUCAACUGUAUGGUCGGAGACAAAUUUAUUGGAAGUGAAUUCCGUCAUAGUUUUUGAUACAUUCAAGAAGGAGUGGAGCACUGCAGCCAGCAUGAGCACAAAACGAAUUGAUUUUGCAUGUACUGCAAUAGGCGAGAAGGUUUAUGUAGCUGGUGGAAGGAACUCAGAUAAGCUUCAAGGACUUGCUAGCGCUCAAGUCUAUGACUCUCACUUGGACUUGUAAGCUUUUUAUUGAGAUCUUCAUUUUCUAU